Messenger RNA from Phyllostomus hastatus (greater spear-nosed bat), 2366 nucleotides. It is a transcript of the gene NDEL1, whose product is annotated as nudE neurodevelopment protein 1 like 1. Gene Ontology annotation, biological process: mitotic centrosome separation; establishment of mitotic spindle orientation; vesicle transport along microtubule. The record is from RefSeq and is a predicted model, not a curated record. The coding region runs from base 194 to 1180 and encodes 328 amino acids. The transcript is spliced from 10 exons. Lineage: Eukaryota; Metazoa; Chordata; Mammalia; Chiroptera; Phyllostomidae. Gene Ontology annotation, cellular component: kinetochore; centrosome; kinesin complex. Gene Ontology annotation, molecular function: microtubule binding.
AUGGCCUCGGACACCCAAGCAGUCCCUGACGUGUCGGGAGGAGCCGCUCGCGGAGGGACGUGGAGUGGAGCUCGGGGCUGCGCAGGGGAGCGGAGUUGAGCUGCUGGGCUGGCCUGGUCAGGCAAACGGAGCGGAGACGUCGGUCGGGUAGCGGCGAACAUGCGCGUUUGAUACCUUGGAGGCUUUCUUGAUCAUGGAUGGUGAAGAUAUACCAAAUUUUUCAAGUUUAAAGGAGGAAACUGCUUAUUGGAAGGAACUGUCCUUAAAGUAUAAGCAAAGCUUCCAGGAAGCUCGGGAUGAGCUGGUUGAAUUUCAGGAAGGAAGCAGAGAAUUAGAAGCAGAGUUGGAGGCACAAUUAGUACAGGCUGAACAAAGAAAUAGAGACUUGCAAGCUGAUAACCAAAGACUGAAAUAUGAAGUGGAAGCAUUAAAGGAGAAACUAGAACAUCAGUACGCACAAAGCUACAAGCAAGUUUCAGUGUUAGAAGAUGAUUUAAGUCAGACUCGAGCCAUUAAGGAGCAGUUGCAUAAGUAUGUGAGAGAGCUGGAGCAGGCCAAUGAUGACCUCGAGCGAGCAAAAAGGGCAACAAUAGUUUCACUGGAAGACUUUGAACAAAGGCUAAAUCAGGCCAUUGAACGAAAUGCAUUUUUAGAAAGUGAACUUGAUGAGAAGGAAUCUUUGUUGGUCUCUGUACAGAGGUUAAAGGAUGAAGCAAGAGAUUUAAGACAAGAACUAGCCGUUCGGGAAAGGCAACAGGAAGUAACCAGAAAAUCGGCCCCCAGUUCUCCAACUCUAGACUGUGAAAAGACAGAUUCUGCUGUCCAGGCCUCGCUUUCGUUACCAGCUACUCCUGUUGGCAAAGGAACAGAGAACAGUUUUCCUUCGCCAAAAGCUAUACCAAAUGGUUUUGGUACCAGUCCACUAACUCCUUCAGCUAGGAUAUCAGCACUAAACAUUGUGGGGGAUCUCUUACGGAAAGUAGGGGCUUUAGAAUCCAAAUUAGCAGCUUGCAGGAAUUUUGCAAAGGACCAAGCAUCACGAAAAUCCUAUAUGUCAGGGAAUGUUAACUGUGGGGUGAUGAAUAGCAACGGCACAAAGUUCUCUAGAUCAGGGCAUACGUCUUUCUUCGACAAAGGGCAAGAAAAAGUCAUAUUUCCCACAUUGUUCAUGGGGCAGUAAACGGCUUUGACCCAGCUCCUCCUCCUCCUGGUCUGGGCUCCUCACGCCCCUCCUCGGCACCGGGUAUGCUGCCUCUCAGUGUGUGAGUGCCCAGCCUCCGGGGGGCUCCUGCCCUCCUCCAUCAACCCAGGACACCCACGCCUCACCCUUCGGCGCCUGGGCCCGGCCUGCGCCCCUCUGUCUGCCUCCCCAGGGCCGGCAGAGGGCGGGCUGCAUGCGGUGGCGGCUGCUGGGCCCUGCCCGGCCCCAGGACUCUGCGCGAUAUCAAUACUGGCUAUUUUCUCUUCUCGCCGUAGUGCCGUUGGUUUCACAUGAUUGCACUUUGUGGGUCACACAGUGAUACAUGCGUGUAUUACUUGGUCUCCGGAUACAGAAGUACCCGUUCAUCACACCUGCCUCAGCCUCCACCCUGCAGUACUGAUAGGGUUUAGUUGUAUUUAGGACACUGCAAAUCUUCUAGAAGUUCUCUCCCAAAUCAGGUCAACAUGCGCCCUCCUGAGCUCCCACCCGAGCGUCUGCAGUGCUCACAAUCAUGUGUCCCCCAGCCCCGCCCCACACAAUUUGGGCCUGUUGCUGGCAGAGUCAGGAAGGUCAUUGAGUUAGGGAACAUUUGCUGCACCUUCUGAUUUGACUUCAGCAGUUGUCAUGCUGUAGACCUGCCCCCCAGAGCAGGGGCGUCCGGGGCCUGGGCACAAACAGGGCUGGGCCUCUGUGCUGUCUCCUCCUCUGGGUGCCUCAGACCAGGGGUGGAGGUGGUGGCAUUUCCGGUCCUUCAGUUAAGUGACGGCUUCACAGCUUUUUUGUUUUGUCUUCUGAGGGCCUCUCUAGUGUGGGUAGGAAGGAGUGAGUGGCCUGAUUCCAGGGGCUGGCUGGUGCUGGCUCCGGGGGGCAGAUGGGGUGGCUGUCCCUGUGCGUCCUUUGAUUGCUCUCAUGCUGCGUUUACUGUUUACAUUUGUUUUAUUGUACAUAGGUUUGUAAACAUUAUUGCCUAAGAUAUUUGUAUAUAACUUGGGCUUUGUAGCUUUUAUUUAUUCAGAACUCAUAUGGCAUGUUAAUGACUUACGAUGGUGUCCUACUCUGGGCAGCUGUAUAGGAUCAUCAUGUGGUUAAAAAAAAAAAGAAGAAAAUAUUUCCCCUCAAAAAAAAUCUUUUAAUGUGGAAAAAAUAAAUUUCACAAAAAAAAGUA